GUGUCAUAUUUAUUGACAUAGCUUUGAAUCAUUCAAAUAUCUCUCUGAUCUUUCUUCUAUGAUUAAAAAAAAUCGAAGUUGUGGAAUUGUUUUCAAGUAAAUUUCGAUAAAAUUAUAUACAAGACAGUAAAACAAAGAAAAUGGAGAAAGGCUUUGAAAGACAAAUAAAAGAACUGAAUCGAAGCAAAGAUGUAAUAGGAUGCCUAUUAACAGACAAAUCUGGACUUUGUCUAGCAGCUAGUGGAAUAGCAUCAAGAACUAGUUCAGGUGUUAUAGCAGCUAUCGCUGAAAUGUCCAGAAAGAUUGAGCCAAAUUCAAAGCCACCUGUCAUUUCUCUUCAAAACGAUACAAGGCAAAUCCUCAUUCAUCAAAAGGACAAUGUGAUUGGAGCAGUAUUUAAGGAAGUUAGUUCGUAAGAGCAUUGAUUGUUUUUUAUUUGCUGCCAAACCCAUUUGUUAUUUGUAAGUUUGUACAUAAGAAUUUUUAUUAAAAAUAGUA
Messenger RNA from Trichogramma pretiosum, 498 nucleotides. RefSeq lists its product as uncharacterized. The coding region runs from base 141 to 416 and encodes 91 amino acids. NCBI's taxonomy places the organism in Eukaryota, Metazoa, Arthropoda, Insecta, Hymenoptera, Trichogrammatidae. The record is from RefSeq and is a predicted model, not a curated record. Gene Ontology annotation, cellular component: cytoplasm; Ragulator complex; lysosome. Gene Ontology annotation, molecular function: guanyl-nucleotide exchange factor activity. Gene Ontology annotation, biological process: positive regulation of TORC1 signaling; cellular response to amino acid stimulus. The transcript has 4 exons.